GUCACAUUUUGGGAUGUGUCCCCUGGUGAGCCUGCUGCAGUCUCACUUGUGUCAGGAGAGGGGCUUUGCCUUGUGCGGGGUGUGCCGUGUGCUGCUCUGUGCCGUGUGCUGUGCCCAGCGUGUGGGCAGGUGGGCAGCCCUGCCCACUCCCGCAGUCAUCCUCCCUCUCCCUGGCACCCAGACCCCGGCGCUUCACAGGCGAUCACUGCUCACAGUUGUGUUUUCCAGCUGGUCCCAAAGUCCUGAGUCACUCUGUCGUUUCCAUGGAAACAGCCUUGCUGGCGGGAAUCAGUUUUGGGGGUAGAGGGUGCCGGUAGCUGGACUGGCACCAGGCAGGCCUGCGGGAAGGACUGGCAAGGCUCAGGCACUCCUCCAGUGCAUCAUCUUUGCGCCAGGGCUUUUACAAAGGCUGGAGCAGGCACCUCUGUUGCACAGACCCUCACACCUUCUUCCACUCCCUUUUCCCUUCCUCCCUGCCAUGGGGAAGCAGAGAGUUUCCCUGGCAGUGGUAACGGAGCUCAGUAUGAGCCCAUCCAGGUUGAGGGUACAACUUCUGGGGAGCUGGUGAGAGAGGGGGCAGCCUCUGCCUUUGGAUGGCAACCAAAAAGAGCAGGGUUUUUUGACUGCCCUGUGAGAGGGCCUGAGGAACAGCACUGACAGUAUCAGCAACCACAAGGGCUCCUGCCUGAAGCUCCCAUCACUCCUCAGUUGCCACCUCCGGGGAUAAGGGAACCUGCAGGGAAGGGUUGGGGCAGGAGUCACGGCAGUGCCCAUGUGGAGAUGCUGUGGGAACCCCCCACGAGGACGAGAGUGCCACAGUGCCAUGAGACACUGCCCUGCAUAGCACUUAGCUGCUUUUGGAGCAGAGGAGACCUGUGAGUUGGUACUGACCUCUGCAACUUCCCCACAGACUCCAGCCUGCCUGGCCAUGCCUGAACUCAGCUGCCAGUGCAGCCUUCAGUGCCACGGGCUGGCUGCAUGGCUCCAAAAGCAGGUAAAGCCCAUCACACCUAGGAAGACCAUGCCCAAAGCAGGAGCCCCCGGUCCCUGCUGCACAAUGGCUGUCCAGCCACAUCCUCUGCUCCUUGCACCGUGACUCACAGAUGCCAUUCAGCUUAAUUCAUCACCUCCGAUCUCCCCGGCACUCCUGGGCUGUCUUGCUGGCUUCUCGCCUGCUCAUCUCCCUCAGAGCAGUGCUGGGAGUCAGUGAAGGAAGAGGAGGAGGAAGAGGAAGGCAGGUGAUUACGCAUUCGCUUCUGCUGGCAGGUGCACAGGGUGGGGGAGGUUGCACUGCCUAUGACCAUCCUCUCCCUUCCUCCAGGCUCAAGGCUGCGGGAAGUGGGGCAGGGGAGAGGAAAGGCUCAGCACCUUCCUCUUCCCACAGACAAUGCUCCUGUCCCUGUGCCAGGCACUGGCUGGCCUCCUGCUGCACUUAGAGCCGUUUGCCGGAUGCUGUGUAUCCCUUGUGGACAGCCUGGUCCCAAUGCGGCUGCAGGCAGCUGCACAGAAAUGCAGGCAAGGCAGCAGCAUGCAGACUGGCAUGCUGUGACCACGAGGGGGUUAGGCUUGGGAAAGGGGCAGUGGUAAUCCCAGCACAGUGCCAAAAGAGCCCACUGUGCCUUCUAGCAGGCCCCUUGCAGUACCUGCAGUGGAAGGUGUGAGUGAUGUACCCCCACACCAUGCUCCAUCUCAUAGUCCCAGCUGCCUGGAGGGACACACUGAACUCGGCUCCCAUCCUUGGGCUGCAUUUGCUCAUCAUUUUUGGUGGAGCUGAGCUGGAGACAGAGCAGAGGGUGAUUUUGACUGAGAACACUUCUAGGACAGAAACAUCUACAAGGCCGGCAUUUCAGAUGACUCCCAUGGUGUGAGGCUGAGGAGCCAAAACGAUCCAUGCCUCCUCACACAGGAUCUCAGAUGCAGCCCCAUGGCCCUCUCUCCAGCUGCUGUCUGAACUGCUGGCCCUUGGUAUCAGUGCCUGCAGAGGAACAGGCCAAUUCAAGAACAAGGUUCCUCAGGGCAGGACUGGGAGUGCAAGCAGCUGUCCUGCUGUGCCUGUGUGCAGGACACGUUCUCCUGGGGCAUGUUGGCUGCAGUCCACUGCUCAGCCUGCCCACUCCGAGCCGUGUGGAGCCUGGCACAGCUCCUCCUUGGCAGGUGUUCACACCAGCCUGGCUCUGGCUGACAGAUGAACAAGGGGCAGUGGGAGUAAAAGUGAUCCUCAGUUGUCCUGGCAGCUCCCAGGUGCCAUGUGCUUCUGCUGCCGCAGGAGCUCCUUCAAAGCCCUCAGCUGCCAGUAGCCACCACCCCUGGAGCCCAGGGCCGUAUUGAGCAGGAACUGCAGCCCCCCAGGGAGAGGCAGUGAUGGGAGGAGGCAGGAGAGCCAGUCGGGAGGUGAGAGGAGGUUCUGGCUGCCUUUAAAAGCCGCAGAUGAGACAUCAGGGAGGGAAGCCUUCUCCCAAAACCUUCCCCUCCCUGGCUGCAGCUCAGCAGAUGGGCAGGGCACACCCCAAGGGUGUCACAGGGCAGCAAAGACUGCAGCUGGGCUAUGGUUCAGCACUUGCUCAGUCAAGGAGGUGAAUCAAUGCUCCGUUUUUCUCCUCUGCCGUCUGAGACGUUUGAGACAUUGCAAAGGGGAAUGGGUCAGUGUGGGUGGAGAACCUGAAAUGAUCACAGCCAGUGAGUGAUCUGGUGGGCAUUGGGACCAAGAAGGCUUCUGGUCUCUGGUUUGCCUUUUUUGGGGAGCCGGCAGCAAGUUUCUGCUAUAACCAGGACAGUCUGAGUCUCAUCUGCUUCAGCAUCCAUCAACAAUGAAGCAAAGAGUAGGAGCUGAGGUUGAGUGUGAAGGAUGCAGUGUGGUUGGCCAUCACUAGAGAGCAGGAAAGCAUUCCCACUGCAGCUUUCACCUAGGCAACAUGCAGAAGACACUGGGCCAGGAGCUGCCAGCAGGGAUUCUCCUGUCCUGUUCUGCCUUAGCACACCUGGAAAAAUACUUUAUCCAAGGGAUAGAAUAUCCCAUGUGAACACUGGGGCUGGGUUUCCCCUUUGCAGGGCGGGUAACCCCAAUCCAGCAGCAGCAAUAGCCAAGCAUAUCUGACUUUGAUCCUCCAGCCAUGUGCCACAAUCCUUGGCAGGCAGCAGUCCAGGUGAAAGCAACCUGUAUUCAAAGCAUUAUUUUGAGUCUAAACCACAGCUCUUUGUUCACAGACACAGGGAGUUCUGGUGAGGGGCUGCAUGCAGCAGCUGUGGCAGACCCCCUGUCCUGGGGUCCUGGUCUAAACCCUUGCUCUGAUGAGAGGUCUCUGGAGUUCAUAGUUCCUGAAGCUUCCUGCCUCCACAAAUUAGCAGGGGCAAUCAGUAAAGAAUAAAAAUAUUAAUUAAAAAAACACAAGGCUUUUUUUACUCACCUGCAGGUCUGAGCUGCCCUCCUGGUGUCACUUGCUGGGUGACAGGGUCCCCCCAGGGAGUGGAACACAUUGAGGAUAUAGGAACAACACACCAUGGCAGCUGCUAUGGAUUCUGCAGGGACCAAACACCAGCAGUAUUGCACUGCCCCAAGCCCACCAGGGAUUUCAGUGUGCUCUGGGUUAGAACAGCCCUCACAUGCUGAAAUCCAUUGCUGGCCCACUGGUCUCCCUCAGGGACCUGGUACACGCAGCAGCAGCACUGGCUCUGACAGUCCCACCCACAGUGACCUGUGUGCUGGGGCUGAGCAGUGGACCAGGCACUCACCAUGAGUUUGGGGACAGCCUGUUGUUUUCCCUGGGGACCCACAGAGAGCAGGGAAGAGGAAGCAAUGGCAGUGAUACCGUGGGCUCUGCUGGGUGGGGAGCAGAGACACUUGGGUCUUGUCCCUUUGGUUUGCCUGAGGUGGAUGGGCAGGUGAAUGUACCACACUGCAGGAGGAGGGACAUGGAAGGGAGAUGGGCAAGGUAAAGUGUGUUCAAAACCAUUGCUAACACUGGUGUGUCUCCCACACACAGGUGUUUUAGAGGAUGAAUCCCAGAAACUCCCAACAAGCUAUGUCCUUUCUCCCAGCCCCAACGAUCCCCUGAGAGUAAUAGGAUGUGGAUGGGAAAUGUCUGUGCUUUGGACAGCAGCAGGCAGUCUAUGAACCUUAUUUGACACCAAGACGACCUGCGAAGAAGCUCCAUGAAGGUGACCAGCCAUGCAAUGUUCCUGGAAGGCUGUACUCCUCCUAGCCUUGGCAUCCAUUGCAAUCCAGUACACAGCAAUCCGGACCUUCACUGCCAAGUCCUUCCACAGCUGCCCCAUCCCUAAUCCUGUGAACUGCAGCCUGAGCCAGGACACCGAUGUGGCUGACAGGCUGUGCGAUGAGAAUCCCACUUUCCCAUAUAACCUCUCCAGAAAAAUUCAUGUUCUCAUCCUUGCCACCACCCGCAGCGGCUCCUCAUUUGUCGGGCAGCUGUUCAACCAGCACUUUGAUGUCUUCUAUUUAUUUGAGCCCCUCUACCACGUCCAGUACACCCUGAUCCCAAAGCUGACCCAGAGCAAGAGUACGACAGACAGGCGGGUCAUGCUGGGGGCCAGCCGAGACCUGCUGAGGAGCCUGUACGACUGCGACCUCUACUUCCUGGAGAACUACAUCAAACCCCAGCCUGUCAACCACACCACCGACCGCCUCUUCCGCAGGGGAGCCAGCAAGGCCCUGUGCACACCACCUGUAUGUGAGUCCCUGGGAGCUGUGGAUCUCCACUUGGAGGAGGGAGACUGCGUGAAGAAGUGUGGGACCUUGAACCUGACGCUGGCCACUGAGUCCUGCAGAGAGCACGGCCACGUGGCCAUCAAAACCGUACGGGUGCCUGAGGUCAGUGACCUCCGGGCCCUGGUGGAGGACCCGCGGCUGAACUUGAAGGUCAUCCAGCUGGUGAGGGACCCCCGGGGGAUCCUAGCAUCCCGGAGUGAGACCUUCCGAGACACCUACAGGCUGUGGAGGAUCUGGGAUGGCACUGGCAGGAAGCCAUACAAUCUGGACGUGACCCAGCUCACCACAGUGUGUGAGGACUUCUGGAACUCUGUGUCCACCGGCCUCAACCGGCCACCAUGGCUCAAGGGCAAGUACAUGCUGGUGCGGUAUGAAGACCUGGCCAGGAACCCCAUGAAAAAGACUGAGGAGAUCUAUGAUUUCCUGGGCAUCCCCAUGGACAGCAACGUCGAGCGCUGGAUACAGAACAACACCCGAGGAGACAGGUCCUCCUCCAAACACAAGUAUGGGACGGUGCGCAACUCGGCAGCGACGGCGGAGAAGUGGCGCUUCCGUCUGUCCUACGAGAUCGUGGCGUUCACCCAGCACGCCUGCCAGCAGGUGCUGGCGCAGCUCGGCUACAAAACUGCGGGCUCCGAGGAGGAGCUGAAGAACCUCUCCAUCAGCCUGGUGGAGGAGAGAGACUUCCUGCCCUUCUCCUAAGGCAGCCCCAACGGGCCUGGUUUCGAUGCGUACUGUUUCUAACUGAUGCCUUAUUUUAUUUUCUUUCCUUUUGUUUCCCCCUCUUUCUCUCUCUUGUCUUUUUCUCUCCAAAAUUUGCACUAAACCUUGAGCAGGAAUCUCAACGGCCGAGUCCAGGGGAAGUGACUGCUGCCCCUCAAUACAUUUUGGAUGCCAGGAAGAGUUUGGUCUCUCCAAGCAAGAGCUAGGACUCUGGAUGCAUAGCAAUGUUUACAAAACACACAAAAUGUAUAAAGCAACCUUCAAGCUUUCCAAACCGAAGGGUAUCUGGGGUACUGUACUUUUGCACUGUUUACUUUUACAAUGUAAGAGGUAAAUAUAAAUAUAACUUAUGAAUGGUGUCAUCCCCUCCAGAAUAACUCCCCCUGCCCCCAGUGAGCAGGUUGGACUGAAAGUUGAAAGUGGAACAACCUCCUCAUUUUUGAUCUCAGUGCGACAUGUCUGUCUGUUGAAGUCCUGUUAUUGGGCUGGGCAGUUGGUCAGCUGCUCCCACCUGGUUGUUUGGUAACACCUGUGAUACUUCUUUGUGCCAAAAACCUCCACAAGGAAAAAAAAAAAAAAAAAAAGAAAAAAAAAAAAAAGGAAAACAGUGAUUGGGUCAUUUGGUUAAAGCCCAACACAUUUAAUGCUUUAUUUCUGUGUUUUCUGUAAAUAAAAGUGCAAUAAAACUGACCUCGGGGCGAACUUCAGCUGAAAGACCUCGGUGAGUACACUGGGGCGGACACACCACCAGGCAAACAGCAGCAUCUCCUGGUUUGCCCAACUCCUGCGAGGCUGGGAGCGGGCAGGGCAAGGCUGGGGGAGGAGACACCACAGCCGCCAGGGCAGCAGGGAGCUGCAGCCACCUCCUUGGGCAUGUGCAUGUUUGCAUCUGAAGUGUGUCAAAAUGCAAGCAGUUAAGCCAAAAGCAAGAACCCUUGGUUACUUACUGACCUGAAAGCUUGUUGGUUUGCAUGGGGGCAUGGGGCUUGCUGAAGUGCCUGACUCCAGAGUGCUAAUGGUACCAGCACAGUGCACCCAUUCCCAUCAGGCUGCCCUCACUGUGCCUGACAGUGCUGAUACUAGUGUUGGCAUGGCCUGCCCUGGAGGACAGGGAAAGUGCUCUGGUGCAGGUCAUGAAGCUGCCAGAAUGAAAAUGAACGAAUGAAAUGAUCCUGGCAAUACACAAGUAUUCCUUCACGAGCUGCCUGUACGACACCUGGGCCUGUGGGCUGGGCAGGUCAGAAAGCUGCUGAAUGGGGGAGCCAGGCACGCAGGGCAGGAAUACUGAAAGCCUUACACAAGACGUUGCUGGUCUCCUUGAUCCCUGUCUGAUGAAACAGCUGGCCAGUUCCUCCAACUCAGCUGGCAGAGUCCCAACAGUCCAGCCCUUGAGACAUGUCCUGCAGACCACAAGCAGCUGCAGAUGGGAAGCCACUGGGGCCAGUCUCCAGGGUAUGGAGGACAACAAUGGCCCAGCAGUUUCCCAGUUGCUCCUGGAGCCAGGCAGGGCAGUGACCCACAGAGACAUGAGACCACAACUUGUGACAUCUACUCACAGCUGCAGAUGCCCAGCUUUGGGCCCACUCCUGGCCCAGAGGUGUCUGAGCCACCCACAACUCACCUACCUGGGCAGGUCUUCUCUCCAAAGGUCUCUUCCGAGCUCUGCUGCCCACCAGCUUUUGCUCCACUGUGACUUGGGAGAAGACUGGGUGCUGCAACUGCACACAGAGGGAUAGGACACUCUGCCUGAGACAAGGCAAAGCUGUAGCUAGAGGUGAUUUUGCACCCUUCUUUCACCCCUUAAAAGAUCUCUGGAGGAGCAGCUUGUUAGUGGUGUUUUGUGACUUGGCUUAAUGUGGCAAACCAGCUGGGCUGCAGGAAAGGUGAGAAGCUGUGAUGUACCCGAGAGCUUCUCGUCUGGGUUCACAGCUCAGGCACCUGUACAUCAUCUGUGCUGUCUGCCAGGCUACAUGGAUGGUUCCAGCUCUGUGGAAAGGAAUGGGGGGAUAGCGUGCACUUGCUGGGGGAUGGGCACUUCCCUCAUCUCGCUCCCCACAGUGGCCAUAGGGGCAGCCCCUGGAAGAGACCGCAUCCCCAGGUGUCUUCACCUUCCUGUCACUGCCAAACCCGCUCCUGCCGCCAACUUGGUGCCUCCCAAGCCACACUGCCUGGCUGAGUCUGCCAGCGAAGAUGGAGGAACGGGGCAGGUGGCAGAGGUGGCUGCAGAUAGCCUUACUGGUGUGCUGUGUGCUGCUCUUCUCAAGCAGCUGGCAGCAAAAUGCCAACCAAAUAAAUGGCUUGAUUGCCCUGUUAUUAGUUACUAAAUUAAUCCUUUUGUCAGCACUUAACAAAUGCUGAGCUGUUGGCUCCUGGCCUCGACCCAGUAAAAGGGACAUCCUGUCUUGUGGCUGAUCCAGCACUGCCCGGCUGCUGAGCAGCAAUGCUCCCUGAGGGCUCUGCAUUCCCGGGAGCACCGAGUGACUCUGCCCUGGGUUAAGUGCCCGUGGAGCAGAUGAGGUGGCUGGAGUUGCUGGCUGUGCCCCCCAGCACCAAGACUGCCAGCCAGCCAGCAGAGGGUCAGGCUGCCCCAUGGGGGCUUGCUGCAGCUCUGGGGAGGGAUGUCAAACCGCCAUCUCCCGCAGAAAGAGCAGGCUGCUGUGAGGGGAAUUUGCUUCCUCAGCUGGGAAAAGUGGCUAUGCAAACCUGCCUGAAGGAAUAGCGGCUGUAGAGGCAAAAUUUCCCAUCUUCAGCUGCUGAGAUCCCACUUUCAGGGCUAAGCCAGCUGUCCCCAGCCUGAAAGCCCUCUUAUGCACUGGUCUUUAAACCAACACAAAAAAUUGAAUUUAGAAGUCUUAUCCAAACUGUUCUUACCAUUCCAAUCAGGAAAGGUGCCUGCAGCAAAAUAGCUUUUGAACCGCAGUUGAAAGCUAUGUCCUAGUUUAAGCAGGGAUGGAGAUUCAGCUUUGCUUGGUGCCUCAUCUAGAGCCCUUAGGGAAGAGAUCUAAUUUCCCAAGGAAUCUCUAACAUCUUCCUUCAACUGUGCUUCCUCUCCUCAUUUCCCCCCACUAGGAACAAGAGCCAGCAUAAUCAUGGGUUUUAUCCUCAAAUUUUACUGUAAUUAAAAUACAGAGAUGCAGAAUAUUCCCAGAAACACACUGCAAAACAAACCAAGCAAACAAAUUCAGUAGGAAACCAAUUACAGACAAUGAAAUGAUGAAGAACAAAAGUGUUCUCUGGAGCCCAGCACUGUGCACGGGACCGUGUGGCCGCAGUUUUGGGUUGCCAAAGGCCUCCCCAGCUCCUACAGAAGCAGAGUUGGGCCCUGGCUCUGUGGCUCUCUCUAACUAUCUCCAUAUUCCCACUCAUGCUGUUGUUUUUACAAGGAUGACUUUGCAAUUGAGACAAGGAAAUGACCCACCCACAGGGGUAAGAGCCAGCAAGGGAACCCAGAGAAAAAGAAGUGGGUUAAGAUCUUCCACACACAAAACACAAGGAGACAGAGAGGGGUGGAAGACAUGCACUUCUCUCCCAGCCAGGGGUGCUGCAAGGGCAAUCACCCUCUGCCCUCCCAGACACUGCAAGCGUAGAUGUUUAAUGAUGGUCUCAGCAAAAGCUUUGGGGAACUCCAUCCACAAGCAAGACUGAAAGCUAAAGGAAGGAUAAAAAAGUAAAGGCUAAUGAGACUAAAGUCAGGGGAAAGGGAGGAGAGGAUGCACUUGUUGGUCUCCUUUCAGCCAGGCAAUGUUUGUUGGGCACAGGGAACAGCCAGGCAAGGUGGGACACAGGGCUGUGAACAAGGCCACAUCCCAUCUCCACCAUGGGGGAGACCCAGCCCCAUCGUGGGAAGAUCAUGACAAAAGCCUGGGAGAGAUUUGGGAAGAGUGGGUGGUAAGAAGGGAACUCAUCUGAUGCUUCAACCCUCCAUUGAUCCAUCUAAAAGGAAAUUGCUAGCAAUCAUCAUUACUAUGGAAACAGGGCAUGAGCCAGGCAUGUACCACCACCACACACCAAAACCCACACUGACCCACUCCCCUUUCUGUGCUCUUCCCUAGGAGAAAUGCCAUCACAUUCAUCUUCUGAUUCAAAGCCUGUCCUAAGAAACAAAUUUCUUCCAUGGUCCUAUUUUCUUCCCUCACU
This is a messenger RNA of Prinia subflava (tawny-flanked prinia), 9583 nucleotides long. RefSeq names its product carbohydrate sulfotransferase 1 (gene CHST1). Gene Ontology annotation, cellular component: trans-Golgi network; Golgi membrane. The transcript has 2 exons. Lineage: Eukaryota; Metazoa; Chordata; Aves; Passeriformes; Cisticolidae. Bases 4166 to 5425 code for a protein of 419 amino acids. Gene Ontology annotation, biological process: N-acetylglucosamine metabolic process; keratan sulfate proteoglycan metabolic process; carbohydrate metabolic process. The record is from RefSeq and is a predicted model, not a curated record. Gene Ontology annotation, molecular function: keratan sulfotransferase activity; N-acetylglucosamine 6-O-sulfotransferase activity.